AUGGAUCUCCCAUCAGGUGUUCGUGCUCGGAAAGUCGGGUCACCCGCAGAGAAACCUUCCUUACAAUCGAAUAAGGCGAUCAAGGUAGUGUCGCGGAAGCAAUCCUCAUCUACUAGUCAAGUUCGUGUAGAUACUACGAUCGCCGCUGAUGAAAGAGACGACACACAGCGCGCUCGCUUCAGCGACGUGCGGCCUCGCCAGACUAUGGUAGCGGGGGCAACCCGGCCCUCCCUCAUCGAUGGCACCCAGAGAGAAGACGGAACGCAACACGCCCGCAUAAUUGAUCCACCUCGGCAGCGAAUGCAAUUCAGAAAAACCAUAUCUGCUCACCCAAACGCGUUCGUCCACCACCGAGACAAUAGAGCUCGCACGAAGGGCACUUCUUACUUUCCGCCAUCGUCUAGGCAAUCCGCGUGGUCCGAUGGUCCAUCGUACUCGAGCAGAGAUCAAAGAGAAGAACGACGUUGGUAUUCGAAGCGAGCCACGACCCUACCCCGCGCCAACCCAUCGAUCCUGCACAUAAUCCCAAACUUACGGAAUUCUCGAGAAGGAUAGCCAAUACCGUCACAAAAUCUUUACCGACAAUUGAUCCGGUCACUCGCAGCAUCUUAGAUGAGCGAAGGGAGCCUGAGCUCUCUGCUCGGAAGCGCCAGUACGACCAAGACAGGGGAUGGCUUGGUCUACGAGGGACAGAUUUCAUCCGAUCUAGAAAAGGUCAUUCCCGCCCAAGAUGGGAUGACAUCGAGGAUGGCGAGGAGCCAGCACUCGCUGCAAAGAAUCUGACCGCGUCACUGUACCAUGGCAUCCCUCUCAUAGGCGGUCCAGUGAUCUACUUAAACACGGAUGCAAGCUCCGUCGUAAUUCGGAAUGGGAAGGUAUAUGGCAAGGCGGCAAGAAAACUCCACUACAAAGAACAAAUUUCCAAUCAGACAGCUAGAAAGAGAGCUAAUUCUGUAAAUGACCGCGAAGUCACCGAUAUCGAGGACUCGAUCCCGCCGCCAGACCUUGUCCGCCACAUCUCCAGCCGACCAGAAAGUCCCUUGGGUCAGCUCAAGGAUGCCUUGAAAGCACUGACGUUGGCCACGAGCAUGCACAAAGGAGCGAAUCGGCUGCCCUUUCUUCGGCGGAACAUGCGUCGUGGUUUCGAUCAGAGUUGCGUCAGGAGAGGCGUACCUACAAAUCCUCAGGCGCCUCCCCGGAAAAACGUAAGGGUCAUCUACAAAAAGGCUCCUGGUAGUGAAUUGGACAAAGACGACGAUGAGGAAGAUGAUCAUGAUCAUGAACUAGAGAUAGCCGACUGGUAUUGUCCAGUAUGUGAGGUCUACGGGCGUUUUCCUACACGAGAGAUGCUGCAGAGGCACAUGGAAUGGGACCAUGACGAAGUAGAGACGGAAUGGGAGCUUAGCGGUGAUCAAUCAUGGUCGAUAUCUCUGGUUAUACAUCGCGCCAACUCUGAUGAUGAUACCUCUUCACAGACAGUAUUACCCAGUCGAUCGCCUUCGCCUGUUGGACUCUUACAGACAAAUUUGGACACUACUGGAACCCAAGGCCUCCCGGUAUCAGAAUCGAUUCACCGCCCGGAUUCACCAGAGACGUCAGCUUCUGUUUCGACCACUCAACAAACCCCUGCCCCGCAAUUCAAGUUCAAAUUCCAACCGCCCACGACGUUCUCGGCCGCCGACUCCAUGCGGGCGUCGAGCAUGACCUCCCAAUCCUCAUCACAUCUGCUUCCAAUCCAGCGGCAGAGGUCCUCAUCGCCGCCCGCAGCGCUCGUUUUUGGUUCCGACACGGAUCCGCUCGGACCGGUUAUGCGGGCGCCUUUGUUCCCAACCAAACUGGAUAACGGGAGCGUGCUAUAUUAUUCAUGUCGUCCUGGCGGCGGCAAGCUGUACGACCUUGUUGGAUCGUUGCCAAUGGAUCCAUACGGUGUGCUGUCGUGGUCGGUGAUUCACAAGGAGGAAGAGCUGUUCGAAGCCGAUGAUGUGAGGGACGAGGAUAAGGUGAUGCAAGCGUUAUGGGGUAGAUGGGUUCUGUUAAAUCGAAACACAUUCGUUGAAGAUUCUUGUAAAUGGGUAAAAACCUUCGUGGAUGAGUACUGGGUGACAAUCCGGCUAGCUGCUGGAUGGCGCGCGCUGCGGAGCCACUUGUUGGUGCUUGCACAAUCGAAAUUUCUGACGGGUAAAGAAACUACUGUAGUGUUGCAGCAUUAUGAGGGUUUGGCCGGUGUGAAAUGACACCAUGUCCAUUUCAUAUCUUGGUCCCCGCAAAAUCUUUAUUCUAGAGUAAUCCUGUAUCCUAACUGCACUUUUGUGUGCUGAAGAAUCAAAUUGCAAUGUCUGCACCUUUACACAAC
This is a messenger RNA of Heterobasidion irregulare TC 32-1, 2353 nucleotides long. RefSeq lists its product as uncharacterized. The record is from RefSeq and is a predicted model, not a curated record. Lineage: Eukaryota; Fungi; Basidiomycota; Agaricomycetes; Russulales; Bondarzewiaceae. Bases 1089 to 2234 code for a protein of 381 amino acids. The transcript is spliced from 9 exons.